Messenger RNA from Musa acuminata subsp. malaccensis (wild Malaysian banana), 1552 nucleotides. The record is from RefSeq and is a predicted model, not a curated record. Lineage: Eukaryota; Viridiplantae; Streptophyta; Magnoliopsida; Zingiberales; Musaceae.
AGGAAAGGCCGUUAGGAGAUCGCUGGGUUCCUUAUCCGGUUGUUGUUCGUGAGGUUCGCGUCUCCCGCCUGAGGCGCGACUGCGAAAGGGGGGAGUUCGAGCGAUCAAAUCGGCAAAUCAUUUGUUGCCUUCCAUUUGCUUCGCGAAUGGCGACGGUGGCAGCAGCUUCUCUGAUCUCUACUCCACUCCGAUCAUCUUCUCUUCCCAAGAGCUUGUGCUGUCGACGGUGGGGAAGUAUAAGGGGUCCGAAAGAGGGUAUCGGAAUGGCAUGUUCUCUUUUCUUUCCAAAGAAUUGCGGCACCAGGAGGACAGCAAUAUGUGCAGUCAAUCAAGAUGCUGAAAAAUCUUUUAAGAAGACCGUAGAAGUAGACCGUCUUAUUGAUAUGUUGAAAGUUGCAAAUGCUAGGGAACUUGAUCAACUUGUUGUCGAAAAUGUUCUCGCGUUUAACGAGGAUUUUUGGAUCCGCCUUGCUGCUAGAACAGAUACUUGCAAAUCAGAUGAUGACAAAAAGGAUUAUGAAGAAUUAGCUGCAUCUGUAAUGAGCAUAGUUGACCGCCUAGUCCAUAAAACAAAUGAAAGGAUAGAAUCUGCAACUGAUGUUCUUAAGGCAAUUUUGAAUCCUGUAGUGGAUGAUGUUGAAGAGAUAUCGUGGCCACCGAGAAAUCCUGAGGCUCUUACUCUGAUGGAGAAAGAACUAGAGAAGAGAGAACAAGAAGGACAACUGGAUGAAGGAUUUCUCUCAGAGGUUAAUGCCCAAUUACGUCAGGCAAAAGAAGAUGGAGAUAAGCCAGGGCUUGAGGCUAUGCUGCAAAAGGUUUUGCAAAUAUAUGCUUCCAAAGUACUUAGAAAACGUAGCUAUGUAUACAAAGGGGGCAAAGUUUUGGCAGGAGAAAAGUUUCUUGAAACUGUCAUAGAAGCUCCAGAGGACCAUUGGAAUAGGCUAUUGAUCGAAGGACUUAAUAUUGGAAAAGGAGAAGUUGCACCUGAAGAUUUUUAUGCUGUUAUAAAGAAACGUAUUGAGCGGGUCUUAAUACGUACAGAGGGGGGUUCUUACCAACAGCGUGUUCUUGUUGAGUAUCUUAGAGGCAUACAAUCAAGAGCAGAGGAAAUUGUCCAAGCACUUGGAGGGCCACAUCCAUGAAUUCUAGCCUAGCCAUCUGACAAAUCAGCUACCUAUACGUGUGGUAAGAAAGUUUGAUCUUCUUUAGCAAGUCAAAGGAAAUUCAAGUUUGAAAAAAAGGUGAGAAACUUGAAAUCUUCUGCUGUUAUCAAGUCCUAUUUUCUGUGCCCACUCAAAGAAAUCAUCUUUAUUAUUUGACCACUAUAGCUUCUUCUAGCGAUGAGGCAAGAUUCGGGUUCUGCAGAAUAUAGAACUCUUAAACCGGGUGGUAAAAAAGUCUUAAGAGCAAUGAAGAAACGAUGACCCAAGAGGUCGUAUAGCCUACGAGAUGACCACAGUGGUGCGCAUUCAUUUCCUUUCUGACACAUUUCUCUUGUAAGAAUACUAAGGCAGAUAUGAAGUACAAACCUGUAUUUUGUCAUGGUUCUCCA